Messenger RNA from Xyrichtys novacula (pearly razorfish), 12685 nucleotides. The record is from the annotation of a GenBank genome assembly. Lineage: Eukaryota; Metazoa; Chordata; Actinopteri; Labriformes; Labridae.
UUUGUGUGUGUGAGUGUGUGAGUGUGUGAGGGUUGGACCUGGACCUGCUCUCCUCUACCAAACCCCUGCCCCCUUUAUUCUCAGAUUUUCUCGGUUAUCUUCUCCACCUGAGUCACUCCGAGGAGGCCGUGGGUUUGAAGCCGUGGUGGUGAGUCCACUCUCCGUUCUGCCCGUGAUUAAUCAGCCGGUGUGAAGUUAACGGGGCUCCACGGUCUUAUUGUAGUGCAGCAGGCCAAUGCGCUCUGACUUUGAUUUCAUGUCUGUAAAAUCCUCAGCUCCAACAAUAGUGACCACAGCUGUCAUAUUCAGACACACGAGCUUCAUUCACGCGGUGUGGACUGAGUGGGUUUUUCUGCUUUCUCGGAUUACUUGUUGUGGAAAUCUUUGAAGGAGUCUGCAGGCCGGGGCGCAUAUAAAGACAGGCCUGAGUGUGUACAGUAGUGAACAGGUGCUGCAGACUGUCUGAGGAGGUCUGCAUUACUGCGACUCUUUGAUAGUGACCGGUUAAAAACACGCGUGUGCACCACUAUCAUCUGUCUGUACCUUUCUCUAAGUGUUUUUAAUCUUACUAUGAGGACUUUUUAUACUUAUUUGUCUGAGUAUGUUAGAGCUGCAGUCUUUGUCAAAUCCCCCAUAUUUCAAAUGAAGUUUCUUGGUCUCAGAUUUUAAAUGGAAUUAUUAAAUUACAUGUAAAUCUGCACCUUUUCUGUUACUUCAGUUACUUUAUUUGUAGUUUUGAAAGUGUUUUAUGACUGUAACUGCUAACAGCUCUGAGUUAUAAAAGCCUUUUACUGAUUAAUAGAUUGUGUUCGGCAGCCCUGCCCUGCUCUCUGUCUUCCUGCCAAGAAGAUACAUCAGGGAAAUAUUGAUCAAUGCUAUUUAUUCACUUGUAAUCAGAGCCUUGCAUUUAAUUUAGGAGAUACCUACCUGAAGAGUUUGCUGCUUUGUCCAUAAAAAACUGAUAUUUGGGCUGGGCGAUAUGGAAAAAAGUUCAUCACGAUGUAUAUUUUCCGUAUCACUCAAUAUCAAUAUAUAUCAAGAUAUAGAAAACAAGAUUUUAACAGUGCUUAUUGGUAGCACGUCUUUUUACAACGUAUCUGUGAGGUCUUUGUGUCUCUUUGGCGCUUUGUCGUAAGGUGUUGCUCUAGAGAAAGCAGACUGAUUGGUCGGCUGUUUCGGCUGCACAGGCGCCAUGGGCUUCUCGCUCCUCUCGCUGGCGCUGCUUCAGGUGGUGAAAAAGAUUGGAUGUAUUCACCGACUUUGUGAGAACAUGUACUCGACAUAAUUUACAGUAACCAAAAUACCUCCACACCACCGACGUUUUCCUAACGCCAGUGUUGUUGUUGACGAUGUGGUCAUCUGUUGAGCCUUCAUGGUCAUUUCUGUCGGGGGUAGCACUCAUUUUCUUUGUUUCUCACCAACAGUGCUGUCGGCUUCACCUGUUAAAGUGCUAUGGUUGGGUGUAGGGCCCAACCGAUAUGGAUUUUUUAGGGCCGAUCUGAUACCGAUUAUUUGGGGGGGGGUCCGAUUACCGAUUAAUCUGCGAUUUUUAUAAUGUUUCUUUAAGUUAUAAAAUAUAUAUAUAUAUAUAUAUAUAUAUAUAUAUAUAUACUGUAGAUAUCAUGUAGGCUACUGCUCUUCACGCCAACAGGAAGACCAACUGGUCAUCUUAGUAAUAUUUCACGUAUUUAUUAUGAAUCAAGUCGGACCAGAAAAGCGUUUCCAACUAGCCCAUUUUGCAUUUAAUUUCUGAAAAUAUUGGCGAAAAUCGGUGAGUUUUGGCCAAUUAACGAUUAGUCUCAAACAGGCUAAAAUUGGCCGAUUUAAUUGGCUCGCUGAUAAAUCCGUCGGGCCCUGGUUGCGUGAAGCUGCUGUCUGCUACGACGCAGUUGUUCGCUACUUGGUUCAAAUUUGGCACAUGAUUGUUUCAGCGCGAAGCAGACCAGGAGCAACUCCCCUUUUCAUUGGCUAUUCAUAUAGUCUAACAAAACAUGACAAUUGAAAAGCAUAUUGACCAUGUUUUAUAUUGAUAUUCAGGGAAAUUAAUUUUGGAUAUAUAUCGUAAUUGCUUUAUCGCCCAGCCCUACCCUGUUGUCAGAAUGUAGUUUGUCUUUGUCUGGAUGGACACUGAUGUUGCUCCUAAACCUGGAGAAAGUCCAGUUGUCCUUUCCAUGCGGAGAUUCCCACUUCACAGUCCGUUCUGAAGAUCAGGACCAUCCAGUCUUGGUUCUGGUCCUUGUCCCCCCUCAGUACAGAGAUUUCUCCAGCUCGUUCUUCUGAAACUGUUGAACAGUUAGUUCACGCGGUCUCUCACAGAGUCUUAAACCUCUUCCAGACUCAGCCUCGUGUUUCUGGCGUGUUGCACAUUAACCUCAUCAGCUGGGAGAUUUUCCUCUUUAACCUUUUUAGUGUUUUGUUUUCCUACUUUAAAUAUUUUUAAACAUGUUUCUGGGACUGAAUUUGAUUUGCAGGAUUUUUAAUUACAUAUUCACCGAUUAUUGUGAGCUGCUUUUGUGAUCCGUUUGUGUCUCAUGUCCAUCGGCUGCAGGUUUUCUAUUUCUGCUGACUUUGCUUCACUUCAAAGUUAAUCCAGAUUGACGUAAACUGUAGUUUGUAAAGCUGAACUUCCUGCUUUAUUUAAAGGAGGGGGGAUCCCUUUAAUCUGAGGGUGGGGUUGGAGGUUGUUUUACUGUAUUGUUUGGGUUUGAGUCCUAUGGAUCCUGUCAUCAUCACAGGAAUGUAUAGAUCAGCUUUUCUCUGUUCAUUGAGAGGAAAAAAAGAUAUCCUUUUGGUCAGCAGCCAGCAGUGUCCCCCUCUGUCUCUGUGUUUGACUGAGCAGGGGGACAUUCCUGCAGACCCUGCAGACAUGAGGGGCCUCAGGGUGGGGGGUUGGCCUAGUAAACAAUGUCCUUGCUUGUUGUUGCACAGUUUCUACUCUAACUUUGGCCUUUUUUUAUAUUGAACCGUGUGUUUUAUAGUCUCACUCUUGUUUCCUCCUGGUCUCUGCAGCUCCAUUUAAAGUUCCCCGUCUUACCUUCAGCCGCUCUGAAUGUCUGCUCUGUUUGUUUAACAGCUCAUUAGGAUUCCUGAGAUCAUCCCGUGUCCAAGUUUUCCAGCUGGCUCAGAGUAGGAGGGCAGAGAAACAGCCUCAGAUCGAACAGCCAGGUUUGUAUAUUUUAUCCUCUCAUUACUAUUAUUUUUAGUGAUGCGACAGAUCUGAGUCUGACAGAUCUGAGGUCUGUUCAGCUCACUGUGGUGGACAACAUUUCCCAAUGAGCUUUUACGAGCUGACUGACACAUGUGAAAUACAGCUGCGUUGAAAAGUAAGUGCAUCCAGGAAGGAGGAAGACCCCCGCUAAGUGAUGAAGACCAGAGUCCAUUAGGGUCUGAGUUUCUGUGCGCAGCCGAACAAUCGUCUUCUCCUCAGAGAAACAGAGAAUAACCGAUAAAAAAUGACUUUUCUCUUUUUGUUUCUGUCUCAUUUCUCCUCUCAGCCUGCCUCUAAAGGAAAGGUAUCACAUUUCUAAACCUUUGUUUCUGAGGUUUGCUGUGUUUGUGUGCUUCUGUCUCACAUUAUUAGGUUGUAGCUUCCUUUAUGUCUGUUUCAUUUUUAACUCAAGUUUCCACAGCAGCACAUUUACCUGCACUUUACAUCGAUAUGUGAUUUUUCAAACCCGUUUUAAACUCAUGUUGUCGUUCUGCACUCAGCUGUAGGUCUUUAGAAACCGACAUAAAACAACGUUAAAUUCUCCCACGGCUCUUUCCUUCAUAUUAUCGAAGUUCUCAGUUUUACCUCCUGACACUGACACAGAUUAGUCCUCACUGAAGAGUGAGACAGCAGCUUUGUCCAAAGUCGACAUUCAGCUUUAUGUUCAAAAACUAAAAUUCUUUCACGAAGAGCUCCUCAGAUGUCUCAGGUGUCGCUCAACAGUCAGGUUACGAUGAAAGAGAGGAAGGCUCGAACCUCAGACGGCCUGAUGCUUCGAUAAAAUGUAUAUUUUGAAUUCAAGCAGCUUAUAAAAGUCCAGAUAUGAACUUUUUCCUCCACGUUAACAUCGAAUCAGAAGUGACAGCUUCAGUCAUGAAAACAAACAAACUAACUGCAGUAUCUUCGGUCGCUUUUGGACUGUGAAAUGAGCUCAAUGUCGUACCUGCUAAAAGCUGCUGAGCGUCACACAGUGAAUCAUGGGUAAUGUAUUUUAGGUUCUGUUAUGAAUCGCCAAGAGACAACAGAGAUGUCUCUGGACAGGAAAGAGUGCUGGCAGCUGAUAAGAAGUCCUGGUAUGUCGAGUUAAAGCAGUGAGAUAUACGACGUUCACUGUUGGACAACUUUGACGGUGUUACAGGGUUGAAUCCUCAGACUUACUCCUGACCUUUGUGCACCAAACUUUCUGUUUUUUUCUUUAACCUCUAACAUGAAGUAUUAAUUUUGUGUUAUUUGAGUAAUGUCGAGUCUGUUUGGGGUCAUCUUGGGGGUCAAACUAAUAAGUAAAGUCGGAUUUUGUCCAGUAGGCUGAAAUAAUCCGACUUUAUCACUUAAACAAACAUUGUUUUGACCCACACACCCUCAUCUAAUUGCUGUGCUGUAACUGUGAGACAGGCGUGUGCUGCUGAUUACAUUUCUGCUAUUUAUAGCCUCAACUGUGCAAACCCACCCUGACUCUUAUUUUUAUCUCCCUCCAGUAUGGAUCCAGCUGGAGGAAUAUCCGCGAGCAUUUAUGCCAGCCGUCUGCGAGCGGAGGGCGUGGGCUCCAACGAGCAGGCCGUGCGCUACUCCAACCAGGACUACGAGUCCCUGAAGCAGGAGUGCAUAGAGUCGGGCUGCCUGUUUGAAGACCCGUGUUUCCCAGCCGAGCCGCCGUCUCUGGGCUUUAAAGAGCUCGCCCCUUACUCCUCCAAAACCAGAGACGUGACGUGGAUGAGACCCACGGUGAGAGAACGAGGGAACGGUAUUUAUAGACUUUAACAAUCAUGGAUUUAUACCAAUGUUACAUGACCCAGCUUCUCUGUGUCUGCUCCGUUAUGACAGCGAGGAAACGGCGAUCAGUCUCCAGCUGUCACUCACAAAAACACACCCACCCUUCACCGUGACUUUAAAGCUCCUGUGAGGAGUUUUUAGCUGGGUAUGAAACAGACAGAGCGAACAUGGACGCUUCUUUAUGAACUACAAAAACAACAGAGUCCAUCAGCCUAAAGAUCCAUCAAUUAUCAGGUGGUUUUAGAUAACUGAUCUACAGAGUCACCACGAAGUCCCAAAAAGUGCAAACAUGUUGUCCAGAUAUGGUAGAUAGAGAUGCACAGGAGAUAAUAAUGAUGAUAAAAAGUUUGUAAUACCAGAAAAAGAUUUUGUGCACACCAGGAAAUAAACUCUUGUGCCUCAUAAAUGCAUCCAUAGUUAUCUUGUUUCGACUGCUGCACACGUGAUCUUUUGUGUGCGGGGGAUAAAUUCACUGUUUUCACAUGAUAACAACUUUAAAGUACAAAAUUAUCUUGAACAUACAAAUAGUAAGAUCUGUGAGAUAACUUGUGUUCACAAAUAAUGACGAUUCUGCACUCAAGAUUAAUAUCUUGUGUGCACAAGAUGUUGACCUGUGCACGCCAGAUUAAAAAAUGUUCACACCAGAAAAAGAUUUAGUUUUUGAAACUCUUCAGGUUUCAAACUAAAUUCUGUUUCGUGCAGAAAAAGCGUUUUUAUAUUUUACAUGGAAUAAUUUACAAUAACGAGUUUGUUUGACGGGUAAAAAAACUGGAUUUUUUUAAACAUGCAGAACAAACUCAACAAAGAAACGAGGCAACAAAAGCCUGAAGCAUUAAAAUAGAACAGGGUUUACAAAUAUUUACUCCCCAGAAAAUAAACUAUUUUUAAAGCUGUUUGAAUUUGUUUCGAUGAACUUUAAAUCAUCGAGGAUGGCAAUGAAGUUCAGAGCGCCGUCAGCUGGAUUUCUGUCCAGCUUAUCUGGCGCCGCAGACUCAGUUAGGGACCGUCCAUAAAGUGAAAUUCAGUCGUUUUCAUUGCGAACACGUGUGUGUAAAACACUUUCAUUUGAAUUCCAAGAAAACAGCUAAAACCACAGAGUCCUCCUCAGGACUGUGAAAUCUCAGGAUCGGUCCUCUAUGUCCAUAAACCUUCUAUUGUCCGUCUCCAUCCGGACUCUUGUGUAAGUCUGAGCAUGAGUGGAACUCCAAACUGAAAGGUAUCAUGUUAACAAACAUAUCAGUGACACGGAGUUAUUUCAUGUCUGCAGACUCAGACGCAGCAGGACAAGCAGGGACAGGAACGAGUCGGAGCUCUGCAGCUGUCAGCGUGGCGUGGUGGCAUCCAGACCACUCCUCGCUCUGACAUUUGUUUACAGUGAACCCUAAAAUCAGAGGAAGUUAACGCGUAGAUGUAAAAAGAGGAUGAGUCUCUUUAAAUCCAGAAUCCGCUCCUCUGAGACCAGAACAGGAGGAUGAAGGUUUUUGGUGCACACUGCCCUUAGAAGGCAAAUACUGGUGUUGUCCAGUCUCCAACCUGACGAUAAUCUCUGAUGAAUCUCCCUGCAGGAACUGACGGAUGACCCUCAGUUCAUCGUGGGCGGAGCCACCAGGACUGACAUCUGUCAGGGGGCGCUGGGUGAGUCCUGGUCUUAAUUUCCAUCAUUAAAUCUGACAGAGUUUGGUCGAUGUCGCUUCACGCCGAGUUCCUCCUGCAGGUGACUGCUGGCUCUUGGCGGCCAUCGCCUCCCUCACCCUGAACGAGCGUCUCCUCCAUCGGGUGGUCCCUCACGGUCAGUCCUUCCAAGACGACUACGCAGGAAUCUUCCACUUUCAGGUACUUUGUUGAAGCCGUUCAGGGUCAGGUUUACCAAGUCCACCUUUUUAAAGGUCCUGAUGAAAUCUUGGUUUUUCCUCACCGUCACUUUAAAUCACUGAAUAACAAAAUUAACCCUUUACAUGCUGAACCCGCCUCCUCCUCCCAUGGACCUAUAGAUCGAUCGUUUCAGCCUGACGGCGCUCUUCUGUAUCGCUCUGUGUUGCAGUUCUGGCAGUUCGGCGAGUGGGUGGAUAUCGUGAUUGAUGACAGACUGCCUGUCAAAGAUGGCGAGCUCAUGUUCGUCCAUUCUGCUGAGGGGAACGAGUUCUGGAGUGCCCUCCUGGAGAAAGCUUACGCUAAGUGAGUAUUGAAAGAGCUGAAUUAUUCAGGAUGAGAGCUGUAAGCAUGUCUCCAAGUGCUCUCUGAGUGAGCUUCACUCUGUGGUUUCAGGCUGAACGGCUCCUAUGAGGCUCUGUCAGGAGGGAGCACCACCGAGGGCUUCGAGGACUUCACAGGCGGCGUCUCCGAGAUGUACGAGCUCCGCAGCGCUCCCAGAGAUCUGCACAAGAUCAUCGCCAAAGCUCUGGAGAGGGGCUCUCUGCUGGGCUGCUCCAUCGACGUGAGUCGACGUGAGAGACGAUCGCAUGAAGAGCUCCUCUUUUUGUUCCUCUGAGAGUUCAUGGAGUUUUCUCUUAAAUACAGAUCACCAGCGCCUUCGACAUGGAGGCUGUGACGUUCAAGAAGCUCGUGAAAGGCCACGCCUACUCGGUCACGGGGCUGAAGGAGGUAUCAGUGUGUUUGAUUCAGAGUUAACACUUUGAGAAAGAUCCAUCAUGUUUUUAUUGGAAAUACUCCGUUUACAGGUCAGCGGUCCCUCUGUCUGUCUUCUAGGUCGAUUAUCGUGGAAACUUGGAGCGCCUCAUCCGGAUACGUAACCCCUGGGGUCAGGUGGAGUGGACCGGAGCCUGGAGUGACAAGUGAGUGUUUUUCAAGUGUCGGUAAUGAGUUUCUGCAAAUCUAAAUAUUCAAGGUCUUUCAAUUGUGUGUCUUUUGCGAGCUGAGUCCUGACUCCAGAACUCUGUGGGUCUGUCUGAAACACUCAGGUCUUGUUUGUCUGGACUACAACAGAAACUAUAAAGAGUUUUCUCUGAUCUCUCCUCAUCAACAUUAUUUUCAUGAGCGUCUUCUCUCUCGUCUGUCUGUUCAUGUGCAGCUCCUCUGAAUGGGAUGAGAUCGACCCCUCAGAGCGAGACGACCUGAACCAGAUGGAGGAUGGCGAGUUUUGGUAAGAUGUCUCACUCUCUGCAGGAUUCUGGAUGAAAAGUUAAAACGUUUAUCUAAAAGCGUAUCUACUUAUGACCUGAGUCCAAACCUUCUCCUGAAUCCUCCAGGAUGUCCUUCAGGGAAUUCCUGCGUCAGUUUUCUCGGCUGGAGAUCUGCAACUUGACUCCUGACGCUCUGAGCGAGGACGGCAUGAGUCACUGGAACACCAUCAAGUUCUACGGAUCCUGGAGGCGGGGCAGCACGGCCGGAGGCUGCAGGAACCAUCCCAGUGAGUCCUCAGAGAGUAGAACAGAAAGAAACUCCUCUUUUCCUACAGCAUCUGUGUAAGUGAACGCAUCGUCUCUGCAGACACGUUCUGGAUCAACCCGCAGUACAAGAUCACGCUGCUGGAGGAGGACGAUGAUCCGGAGGAUGACGAGGUGGCGUGCAGUUUUUUGGUGGCGCUCAUGCAGAAGGACCGGCGCAGGUUUCGGCGACAGGGUCAGGACAUGCACACCAUCGGCUUCGCUCUGUACGAGGUCAGAACUUGGAUGAAGAGUCUUUAGAUUUCAUUUUUUAAUUUCUCUUCAUUCAUUAACAUCGUUUUCCUGUUUUUUUCUCUCUGUGCAGAUUCCAGAGGAGGUAAGCAGAGUCACAAAGUUUUGUACGAUCUUAGUGUCCAAACCCGCGAUAGAUCAUUUUAAUAUUUGUUGUUUCUUCUUCUCUCAGUUCAGGGGCUGCCAGAACGUCCACCUGAAGAAGAAUUUCUUCCUGUCUCACUCGUCGUGCGCUCGCUCUGAGACCUUCAUUAACCUGCGGGAGGUGAGCACUCGGCUCCGCCUUCCUCCAGGAGAGUACCUCAUCGUUCCCUCCACCUUCGAGCCCAGCAAGGAGGCCGACUUUGUCCUCCGAGUCUUCACUGAGAAACAGUCAGAAACAGAGUACGAGUCUUUUUAUUUAACGUGGUUUCAUUGUCGGUUUGUUCAUCAGAUUUUAACUCACGUUCAUAAAUCCACAGAGAGCUGGACGACGAAGUCUCUGCAGAUUUGGGCGACGAGGUAUGAGGAACAAAAACUAAAAACUAAAAUGUUUUAUUUGAGUUUAAGUCGGUCAUGAAAAUAAAGUCAUAUCUUUAUAUUUGCUUUUAUACAGGAGGAAAUAACCGAAGACGACAUCGACGACUCCUUCAAGUCCAUGUUCGCUCAACUCGCCGGAGACGUAAGAUCGAAAAACAAACUCUUUAAAUCCUCCGUUUGGUGAAGGAGGAGAGGUUAUCUGGGGUCACGAUGACUGUCUGAGUGUUAAAGUCACUCUGACAGUUACAAACUUUAUGACAGUUACAAACUUUAUACAUAAAACCUCUGACCGUCUUUCACUCGGUUCUCUCCUGACUCGUUUUCCAGGACAUGGAGAUUUCCAUCCGUGAGCUGAAGACCAUCCUCAACAGAGUGGUCACCAGGCGUGAGUUUCUAUAUUUAUAUUAUGACAUCAGUGACUCCACAGUUUACAGACGGGUAAUAAAUGUCUCAUUAGUCCUUGAGGUUCCUCUGCAGAGUGAACACAAACCUUUCCCUCGAUUAUUUCAGCCUCUUCAGGAUCAUUUUUGUGUUUCUGAUUUGUGUUAAUUUACUUUCUCAGACAAAGAUCUGAAGACGGACGGUUUCAGCACUGAAUCCUGUCGAACCAUGGUCAAUCUGAUGGACGUAUCCUCUCAAGUUUAAAGACAGUGAAAUAAAACCUCUUUCUUUGAUUGUUAGAAACAUAAACUAGAGCAAACCCCGGACUUCUGUGUCUCUGUGAAACUAACAUCACUCCUCUCUAACCCGCUCCGUCUUUAUCGUUUUCUCUCCUUGACUCGGUGUCGAUCAGAAAGACGGCAGCGCUCGGCUCGGUCUGGUGGAGUUUCAGAUCCUCUGGAACAAGAUCAGAAAGUGGCUGGUGGGUACGAGGAAACUCGACGUCAGGAGACAUUUAGAUAAACUUCUUUUAACCGCUUUCUUCUGUCUGCGUCUCUCAGGUCAUUUUCAGACAAUACGACCUCGACAAAUCCGGCGCCAUGAGCUCGUAUGAGAUGCGUCUUGCCGUUGAAGCAGCGGGUAUAUUCCUGUUAAAUUCCACCUGUGUUUACAGCACACACUCUCACCGCUGAGUAAUGAAAACUCUGCUGAUAUUUUAACUCUCAUCCUGCAGGUUUUAAACUCAACAACAAACUGAACCAGGUCCUGGUGGCUCGAUACGCCGACAACGAGCUGAUCGACUUCGACAACUUCAUCUGCUGCCUGGUGAAGCUGGAGGUCAUGUUCAGUGAGUGGAUUUAAUUUAGAUAUGUGUGAAAUGAAGAGAGUCACAGGAAGACUCACAUAGUAAGAGUCCGUUAAAGGCGGGGAUGUUGUUGAGGUUUUGGCGUCCACAGAGACCCUCAUGGUGGGUUCUGAGUCUCACAAUGAGGGUGUAAAUAUGAGGAUGAGGGUUCACUGACAGGAGUGUCCUCACUGACGGAGCUCGUACCUGAGUCUUUAGGGUGAACGGAUCAUCAGUUCAUUUCAAAUUCAGUUUUUAGAGUUUAAUCUUAAAUUAACAUUAGUUUAACGAGUCUGAGUCCAGGUCCAGGUCCUGAUCCAAAACCACAACACUUAGACUUGUUAAAUCUGGACUCAAUUAUCUGAGAGAGUCUGCAGACUCUUUCAAGCACAGUUUCAGAUUUGUGAAACGUUUAUUUUUUUCAGAUCCAGAACCAGAAUGUCUAGAUUUGUUGUUCAGGAAAAAACAUAAAAUCUCUGAGAACAUUAAAUUCACGUUUGAUAACAUGAGACAGAAAUGAGGCUUCUGUGUUCAUUGAAUAUCAGCAAGUUGAAGAGCAUAAAAGAGAAUAAAAGUGUACCUGAAGUGUAACCUGGUGGUACACAACAGGUCAUUAUAUUUUACUAUUUUGUCUUGUAUAUAGUGUAUAAACUUGUAUAUUAUCUCCUUUAUUUUUACUUAUUUGAUCUAUAAUUUAUCUCCUUUUUCUACUUUAGUUGCACUGGAGUUACUGUAAAGCCAUUUCCUCUGAUCAUUAAAGUAUUUCUGAUUCUGAUUAUAUCAUUAAUAUUAGAGACAUAGGAGUAACUUUUACCCAUGGUGCCUGCAGAGGGUCUCUGAGGGUCACACCAAACCCUCAAACAUCUGAGCGUCUUAUUUUUUGGAAAAUGACUCUUUAAAUCUGUUUCUCCUGCAGACUGUAAAUUCAGUGUAAAAGUCUCUACAGAGACUGUCUGAAGUCUGCAGGAUCUUUAAAACCCUCCACCUUUAAAACGCAGUCCUGCUGCACUUCCAUCCAGAAGAAUUAAGAUUCCCCUCUCUCCUCUGUGGGCGGCUAAAAGAAGGUCGAUCCUCACUUUGAGGAGAGACGUUUCAUACUCUAAAAACCAGAGUGGAGUUUCUCAAAGAUUUUAUUUUGAUGCAUAAAAGCUCAAAUCUAAUUCUCAAAAAGAUCAAAUUACCAAGAACUGAAGAAAUAAGAUUCAGGUUCUUCUUUCAGAGCUUCGAUUUGAAACUCCAUCAGCAGGAAACAUUUUGCAGCAGUGUUUCUAUGUUUACCCGACAUGUCAGUGUGUACUAGUGCGACCUCUGCUGACCAAGAGUGGAAACUUUUCUCUUCAGGGUCUUUCCAGGAGUUUGACAAGGAGGGGUCAGGAAUGGCUGAGAUGAACCUCACAGAGGUCAGUUCUGCUUUAAGAGGAAAUAUCAGUUUAUUUUUAAUGUUUUCUGGUUAAUCUGACGUCCUGGUUUGGUGUUUUAGUGGCUUUACCUGACCAUGUGCGGCUGAAGAGGACCGUCGUCACUGAAGGAGGGCUCGGACACUGCAGCCGUGUUCCUGAAGACCCCCCAGCCUUACACACCCCACCUCAGCCUCAGUCUAGAACAGCCAAACCAGAAACUAAACAGAGCCGAGAGUCCCAGCCCAGUUUUUUUAACUAUGCAAACCUCCAGUAUGAAGCAGUCGCCGUGCCACACCGUCGUCAUCAUCAUCAUCGUCUCUGCAGAAACAGCAUGAGUCUGUGCAUGAGGAAAAUCAGCAGUAACGUGCAAUGUUUGUCGAUUUGUAUAUUUCUCAGUUUAAAUUUUGCCGUCAGUGAACGUCAGCUGUGAAGAUAACCAGAACUCUGUUUUUUUAUCUCAAUGAUAAAAACACAGAAGAAGAAACUUGUUACUGUAGAAGGAGACGCUCCGAUAGUUUGACUUUUUAACUCGUUUCCUUUAAUUUUAUAUUUUUGGAUGAAGUUUUAGCAGAAAUGAUCUCCUCAGUGUUGAGUCGUGUUUAAAUAAUCUCACCAGUAGGUGGCAGUACAGACUAACUAACAUCAGUGAUAGUUAGUUUUUAAAGUUUCCUCUCCACACAGAUUAUUUUUAUUCAUGAUUUUAAAGUAAAGCAGCUAAACUUUUUAAUUUUGCACUAAGUUUCCAGUUUUAGAAAGUCGCCUCACAGUAAAUAUAAACGCCGUUUGUCCACUCAGUGACACAAACAGGGAUCACAUGACACUGAAUGCCUUACACACGUCAGAGGAACAGUUAUAGGAAAGUGCCAGUCAUGUGUUUUUGUGUUGUGAAUGUCUGUCGUGCCUUUAAUAAAUAUUUCCCUCAGUCUUU